AUGAUGUCCCUGAUGUUUCUUCUCCACUUUGGCAAUGUGGUGAAGCUCAUGAAUGGCAUACAACAUGUUCAGAGACUUUCUUUUAAUACUGAUACACUCGAGGUGCUUGCUCUAAUCUGUGACUCGAUGCCAGUGUUCAACAACGUCAAAUUCUUAGGUGUUUCGGGUGAAGAAGGUCGAGAUAAAUGUGGGGAUGCUUGUCCCUGCAUUUCUAGUGAAGACAGAGGACUUUCACUCAAGUCUUGUCCAGUGAAUAGGUUAGAGAUUCAAGGGUUUCGAGGAACAAUGAAAGAGAUGACCAUUAUAAAGCAUUUCUUGGACUUUUUGCCGAGUUUGAAGAGGUUUGACGUCUUCGUUGAAGAUGAUGAACCUACACAGCUCAGAAACGCUGAAUUGUCUAACUGUGUCACGGAGAUGUUCGCACUCUACGACAAGUUGUUUCCGAGUAGCAAUGUCCAGCUCCUGGUUAGUGAUUACUUGGAGAAGAAGUGGAAAGAACAAGGACAUAUCUGA
Microthlaspi erraticum is the source of this 513-nucleotide messenger RNA. Lineage: Eukaryota; Viridiplantae; Streptophyta; Magnoliopsida; Brassicales; Brassicaceae. The record is from the annotation of a GenBank genome assembly.